Molecule: messenger RNA, 1478 nt
Organism: Tympanuchus pallidicinctus (lesser prairie-chicken)
Lineage: Eukaryota; Metazoa; Chordata; Aves; Galliformes; Phasianidae
Gene: COMMD9
Product: COMM domain containing 9
Exons: 6
Coding region: 45-644 (199 amino acids)
Source: RefSeq, a predicted model, not a curated record
CGCCCCAACAUGGCGCCCUCCCCGCCUCAGCCGUCGGCGCCAAGAUGGCGGCGGCGGUGCGCGAGGAAGACUUCGUCGCCCUGCAGAGCCUGCUGAAGGCGUCGUCGAAGGACGCAGUGCGGCAGCUGUGCCAGGAGUGCUUCUCCUGCCCGCCCGGCCGCCUCGGCCCGCUGGCGCAGCGCGCCUGCCCCGCCAUCGCCGGCAGCCCCGAGGAGGCCGCGCAGUUGGUGUCCGCCCUGCACAGCCUCACCCGGCACGUCGUGUUCCGCGGCUUGACGGGGGCCGAGGACAUCCUCGCUCUGUUUCCAGAAAACUUCCACCAAAACCUGAAGAACCUUUUAACUAAAAUAAUCUUGGAGAAUGCUUCUGCUUGGAGAAACGAGGCACAAGCAAGUCAGAUCUCCCUGCCUCGGCUGGUUGACAUGGACUGGAGGGUAGACAUCAAGACAUCUUCAGACACCAUCAACAGAAUGGCAGUCCCUACUUGCCUGCUACAGUUAAAGAUUCAGGAAGAUGCUGCCUUAUGUAGAAAUAGUCCUGUUGUUUCUGCACUGACUGUGGAACUGAGUAAAGAAACCCUGGAUACCAUGUUAGAAGGUCUAGGAAGAAUCCGGGACCAACUUUCUGCUGUUGCAAACAAAUGAAAACCCAGUAAUGUGAAUUCCAGCAGCCAGGAAGGGAAAUAUUCUGUGCCCACAACUCUCCUAAGUUGCAGCUUACAUAAAGUUUUAUGUAUUAACCAAACAUAAUUAAAAAGAUUUAUUUUUUGAGUUAACUAUAUAGCUUUUCAAAAGCUAACAUUUAAACAUUCCUUUGGCCUGGUGCCACAAAGUGUUUUCAUAAUGUUGUUGAAAAAAAAAAAACAAACAAAAAAAAUAACAGUUCUCUAUUUCAGAAAAAGGUAUAAGGGCUCAGAGCUUGGUUUAAUCACAAGGGUCGUAAUUGGAAAUGGCAAAUAGCACUUGCAUCAUUGGCUGCAGCUAUCUCCCUGCCCAGAAAUUAGGAUCUAAAAGGUUCAAGCUGGUUAAUGGGCUGCCUUCCAGCAUUAGCAGACAAGGAGGGUACUUCUCCCUGUAAUGUGUGUGUACUGAGGUGCAUGCUAGAUGUAGUGCUCUCCUUCUCAAUGAAGCACAGCCAUGCUGCAGAUUGUUAUUACAGGAUAAUGCUUUGAAAUGGGGCAAUUAUGCUACAACACAUUCCCUUCUGAUCAGCUUCAUAGCACCAUUUGCAAAAUGACUACUCUGAACAUCUUUAGCAGCAAACAAUUUCCUCCUUCUGUUUGAAAAGAAAAAAGGAGUUCAUAUAAUUAAUGUUCGUGUUUAUUAGACUUUGGACUUUGCGGAAAAUGCAGACUAGAGAAGUUAAGAAUGGAUAGUCUUUGUGCUGCCUUUCUACAGUAAAUGGUGCCUGUACUUCUCCAAAGCAUUCUGAUGUUUGUAUAAAUCUUUAUUUAAUUAAAAAAUGAACUGUUAAUUGAA